Molecule: messenger RNA, 2086 nt
Organism: Colletotrichum destructivum
Lineage: Eukaryota; Fungi; Ascomycota; Sordariomycetes; Glomerellales; Glomerellaceae
Product: Putative hpcH/HpaI aldolase/citrate lyase domain, pyruvate kinase-like domain superfamily
Exons: 6
Coding region: 230-1048 (272 amino acids)
Cellular component (GO): cytoplasm
Molecular function (GO): aldehyde-lyase activity
Source: RefSeq, a predicted model, not a curated record
CUAGAAGCCCCUCUAACAUAAGGCGUGGUUGACAGCGCUAGUUCGCCGUGGCCCCGAUCGCGGGCGGUACUUCAACAUGGUCGUACUACCUACAUAUCCGUACAUACAUAGGCACACGCCAGAUACCCUGAAUUUACGUUGCGCAAGGCUGCAUCUUUCCAUUCACAGACGCUGCAGCGGAGAUCAAUCAAUUCAGUUAUCCUAGGAGCACCCCAAACCCCGAAACAAAAUGUCGGCAAUGCAGGCAGCCAACCGGCUCCGGACGGCCUUCACCAAGGGCGGCCCCAGCUUUGGGCUAUGGCAGAUGAUCCCCGGUGCCAAUGUUUCUCGGGUCCUUGCCAAGAGUGCAGGCGUGGACUGGGUCCUGGUUGAUUGCGAGCAUGGAAACAUUGACGAUGGCGCCAUGCAUGAUGCUGUGCCCGCCAUUGCCGCGGCCGGUGUGUCCCCAAUCGUGAGGUUGCCGGAUAUGCAGGGAUGGAUGGUCAAGCGAGCCUUGGAUUGCGGCGCUCACGGGAUCCUCGUCCCCCUUCUCCGAACCGCCCAGGAGGCCAAGGACCUGGUCCAGGCCGCCAAGUUCCCGCCGUGGGGACGCCGGGGUUUCGGCUCGCCGCUGGCCAUGGAGCGGUUCAGUCCGGCGCCGAGCAUGACCGAGUAUCUCCAGCACGCUAACGACAGCCUCCUGACCAUGGUCCAGAUCGAGACCAAGGAGGCGCUGGAGUCCAUCGAAGACAUCGCGGCGGUCGAGGGCAUCGACGUGCUCUUUAUCGGACCCUUUGAUCUUGGAAACAACAUUGGUCACCCCGUGAUCAACGGUAUCAUCAAGAAGGAGCUGAGCGACGCCAUUGACCGCAUCCUCGAGGCGACGCACAAGGCGGGAAAGAAGGCAGGCAUCUUCUGCACGAGCGGCGAGCAAUCCAAGUUCUUCGCGGACAAGGGUUUCGACAUGAUUAGCGUGGCGACGGAUUACACGGCAUUGCAGUUUACAUUGUUGGAGUCGUUGAGCAUUGCCAGGGGGGCGGCGAAGCCAGCCAAGGGUGGAUCGUACUGAACUGAUGCCGGGAGGAAGGGGAGGAUACAAGAGGGCGUGACGCGUAGCGAAGGGGGAUUAGGUAGGCUGUGCUGUUUGCCAGGGAUGCUUGGUCCGCCCGCCGAACGAAUCCUUCGGCUAAGCAAUGGUGUGGCCGCUCUGGAGAAAGAGGCAAAAAACAAAAAACACUCUCUAACGCUUCACUUCUUGCACUCGACUUGAUCCAUCUUGGCCUCGAUCUGAUCCGGAUCGAAGCGAUGCAUAAGCUUGACGGCCUUGCCCACUAGCUUGGGGUCCUCCUCAGGAGCCUCGGCUUUGCUGAUGUGGAUCUGGGGGACAUCAAAGUCAUACAGGUCCCUCCAGCUCUUCGCGUCCGGCGCGGUGAUGUUGAUCUCCGUAAAGGCAAAUGGCCUCCUGUCCCAAACGUUGGAGAGCGCCGAUUUGGCGCGUACGCACAAGCCGCACCCAUCGCGGGCGAAAAGAGUGAUCCGGCAUGCGUGAGCCUUCUGGAAGAGUCGACGUGUGGGCGUGAACAUUGUUUCUGGUUAUUGAUCUUGAAGAUCGUCGUAGACUUGGAUGGCGAUGAUCCGAGGAGUUUCUUGAUUGACUCCACGCUUGACGUCUAUCCCGUCCACACACGCACAAACACACACACGCAGAGGGUACGGUGCCAAAGCAAGGACGGAGUGCUGGGAGGGGAAAGAAGCUCGCAGGCUAUGAAACAGCUUCGUUCUCGCUCAGCUGGGCAAGGAAGGACGACGGCGCCAGAAACGAAUGCUGGCGUCCAGGGAUCAGGGUCGACAGGGCGUAGCGACGUCUGUGAUCGAAUUUGAAAUUUUGUGAAUGUGAGAUGAUGGGCUUGCCACGAUCUGCCAGCCGACGUGAGGGUGUGGGAGGAACGCCCGUUUGUUGCUGUUUCAAACGAGUCCGAUUCUGAUUUGGGAUCACCGUGACAAGAACAGAGUUGCAGUCGUCCAGAGUGAUAUUGUGAUGGCGAAAUGGGCCAAAGGUAAAGUGUGGGUGAGAUGGUCGUGUGUUUCCGACUGAACUUCCUCCCAC